This is a messenger RNA of Lethenteron reissneri (Far Eastern brook lamprey), 6545 nucleotides long. RefSeq names its product cell death-inducing p53-target protein 1-like. The record is from RefSeq and is a predicted model, not a curated record. Gene Ontology annotation, biological process: intrinsic apoptotic signaling pathway in response to DNA damage by p53 class mediator. Gene Ontology annotation, molecular function: zinc ion binding. NCBI's taxonomy places the organism in Eukaryota, Metazoa, Chordata, Hyperoartia, Petromyzontiformes, Petromyzontidae. Gene Ontology annotation, cellular component: nucleus; cytoplasmic side of late endosome membrane; cytoplasmic side of lysosomal membrane.
AGGGGGAGGAUUUGAUCGCCGAGGAGUGGACGAGCUGUGCGUAUGCAGCAUGCAGCGGGCAUGGACCGUGCCGCUACGAAUCUCUGAGCGGAUCGCCGCUUGAGAGUCGAGGAUUCACAACCUUACCACCCCAAGAGGAGACCAUGGCGUCGGAGCCGCCCCCACCGUACCAGGAGCCCUACCCCGUGGGCCCCUCGGUGCCCACCGCCCCGUCGGCAACCCCCGCCCCCAAGGGGCCUCCAGGAAUGACUGGGCCAUUGCUCGGUGACACCAAGUCGAUGCCACAGCCCGGACAAGAUGGACAGUUCCCCGUGCAGACUCAGCCCAGCUGGUUCCCAGCCCUCCCCCCGUACUCUGCCACCCCACCCACCAUGGGCCCCCCCCAGCAGGGGUACCCAACGUCCCCCGGCGAGUAUGGACCAGCCUUCUACCCGCCGCAGCCCGUGGGCCCCUACCCUGCGUACGGCCAGCCCUUGGCGGCAGGGGGGCCCGGCGGUCCCGCGGGCCCCACGAUGGUCGUGCCGUCGGCGGCGGGCCAGGCGCUGACGCUGCUGCACAGCGAGGUGCCCCAGCCGUACCCCAUGCGCAUGGUGUGCCCGCACUGCCAGCUGCUGGUCACGACGCAGACCUCUCACGUCUCGGGCACAAUGAGCGUGCUCAUGUGCGUCCUCUGCUGCAUCGUCGGGUGCGACCUGGGCUGCUGCCUCAUCCCGUUCCUCAUCGACGACCUCAAGGACGUGGAGCACACCUGCCCCAACUGCAAGGCGCACCUCUUCAUGUACAAGCGGCUGUAGGGCGCCCGCAGGGCUCCCAGAAGACCCACGCACGCACGCGUACACACACAGACACACACGUGUACACUCACACGUGUACACGCACACAUACACACAUACGCACACACACAACAUCAACAACUGCCAUUCGCCACUAAGUGGCCGUGACGUCACCACGGCGCUUGUGCCAGGCUACACGCGUGUGCACACGCAACCCGCGCGUACUCACGCAACCCGCGCGUACUCACGCACUCGGCCCGCUCGCGUACAAAACCACCGUCCCACUGCACCCGCGUGACGACGGCGCUGCUGCUCCUCGCCGACCGUGGACGGACGACGUGAACACGCGCGUCGCGGCGAAACGCUCGCAUCGGCGCGCUAUACAUAUAUAAAUAGGAAUGGCGGGGACAGCACUUAGGGAAGGUUUAACCAAUUAGCCGCGCACGAUAGGGUUCACGGAGGCGUGCCGUGGCCGUUUACGGGGUGGGGUGGGAUGAGUGUCGGGGAUUUAAGCUCGUUAAACGCAACCGCCUCUGGAGCUGAACGCGACGUCCAGAAACCGGCCGGCUCGCUCUCGGCUGCGGCGAGCCGGGGAACGCGUCUUGCGUCGCCCGCUCCUUUCCCCUCGACGGGGCGGGGGGCGAAUCCGCUUUGGAGUUUUCGGGAUCGCGCCUCCGCCGCAGUCCAGCGCCGGUCCGUGUCUUGUCCUUGCUGGCGGGAAAACACAGGCAGGGAUGGGGACCGGCGUCACACCGAUGCCUGAUCCCAUCGCCUAACCCCCCGGCCGAAUUCUGAUGUUGAGAGGGAGGAGGGGGUAGAUGGAAGUGGUGGGGGGGGGGGGGUUGCGUUACGAUCGCUUUACCGUCGUGGACAUGUUUUGUUUCGUUGGAUCGAGCACUCUCGGUGACCGUCGUUGUUGAGGCAGCGAUGGAGGCUCAGGGUCGCGAGUCUUAGUUGACCGGUGUUCUCUCGGUUGGAAGUCGACGGAAGCCUUGCCGAUUCGUUGCUGACCACACACCCCCGUGCCGCGUGCGAUUUGGAGGUUUCUCCACCACCCUCGUCUCCUUGCCGCGCGCGAGCGGUCGUUGUGACCGAACUCGUCGGCUCUCAAACGACGCUCUGACAACGACGUUGACGCACCCGGCGGAGAUGGAUCGUUGCGUCCGAUAUGGAACCUCCCGUCUGAUACAGAACCCGCCGGUCCUGUCCAAUAGAGGAACCUUCGUGUCGUCCGAUAGAGAACCCGCCGUUUUGUCCAAUACAGAGCCCUUGUUCAAAACGGAACCGUCAUCUCAUCCGAUAUGGAACCCUCAUCCUAUACAAAAAUCCUCGUUUAUUUAUUUACUUAAUAUAAACCCUUUGGCCCUCUACCUUACAGAACCUCCGUCUAAUCAAAUACCAACCCAGAACCGCAAGUCUCGAUCCAAUGCAGGGCCCUCGCGUUAUUUACGGUGCCUUAGUUUAGGUUCAAUGAGCGUUUGCCGAUUCCACCACCUUCACGCGGUCAUCUUGGCCCCGGUCGGACGGCCCUAACAGAGGAGUACGGCUCCCGUUGGGUCGGAUCCCUUUGCCCGUGGGGACCAAACACAACGUUGCUGUCAACGGGAACCAAACUGUGAUUGCAAUGUGCCCGCUCUUCGUUGUCACUUCUUUUCAUUGUUUCGGUGAAAGGGCGCGCGGAGAGAGCCCAGCGGGGUGGGCCCGAGGCUCUGCGGCCCAGCUUGGGAUGCGUUGCCAAAUCGUCUUUGUCGUGGCCAUUUGCUUAUUAUUUGCUUGCCUGUUUACCUGAAUUUAUCUAAAGAAGAAAAAUACGGCACGACGCUCGCACGCCUCACGAACUGUUUACCUGCGAUUUAGCGCAGCCAUGGGGGUGGUGGUGGUGGGUGAUGGACGAACCAUUGGUUCGUCGGCCCGGUUGACGCCGUCGUACGUUGUGGUACGUCGCUGUACGUCGCGAUACGUCGAGGCACUUCGCGGCACGUAACGGCGCGGUCCUUGCUCGCCGACUGGCGGGCGCGGCGAGUGCAAACACCCAUAAUAACUCUUUUUGUUAUUAGAUCGAGUAAAUGUAAAUGUGUUGUUCACCCACCAACCACCCGACAUGGCCAGCUAGUAAAGGACUUGUCACGUCACCAAAACGUGACAAUUAGUUAGUAAGUUGGCACACCACCGGGGUGUUGGAGAGUAAACACACAACAUUUACAAUUCGAGUAGCCGGCAUCACCUACUUUGUUGUGGGUUUACUCUCCAACACACAGGCGGUGUGCUGGCGUAGCAACUGAUCGACGUUUUUUUUGUUCAGUGACAAAACUUUUACUCAUUGGCUGCGUCAGUUGGUGGCGAGUUUAAAGCGCACAUUUAAAUUCACGCGAUCUAACCCAAAACUAAAUACCUUUAUUAUGAAUAAUAUUGGUUGACACAGCCUGCUACGUGUUAAAAAGAAUGUGGUAAACACCGUGAUUUAAGACGGAGAGUAAACGCCUCGGUGGUGGUGGCGGGGGGGUCGGGAGGAUUAGCGAGAGGUCACAGUCUGAAGUUGAGAGCGGUGCGUCGUGAGUCGCGUGUUUGUUUUUUCCCGAAGCUCCGCGUCAAUCGCUCUCUCACUCCAGGUCGAGGAUGGCUACAAACUCCAGCCUGGGUUUUUUUUCUUUUCUCUACCCGGUCUGCCGGAGGCAGUCGCGCGAAGAUGGAAUCGUUGACGCGAGCGGAACGCGGAGGCAGCGAGCGAAUGAAGGUUGAUGAUUUUGUGGCGAUGGCGAUGAUGAUGAUGUUGAUGGACCUGUGGUGGUGCAACGUGCAUCUGACCAGUUCCCAUGAGAAGCCGGCACGCUUUGCCAGGUCUCCACUGCAAGAGAGACUUUGUUUGAUUCACCAAGCUCUCUCGCCUGCAGUGGCGGCGCUCCCGGUGUAAGCAAACGCAGGGUUCCCAAUUAGCUCAAGGCACUUCCAAUUUGAGCUCAAUUUCAGGUUCUACUACACACCGCGCACACGCCUGGAUUCGUUAGGUCGCUGGAAUGCGCUGCCAGUGGAUUCAUCAUCGGCGGUUUCUCCAUCAGACAGACCCAUAUACAUAUAUACACACAGGCACAGAUGCCCCAGAUAAACCAGGUUCUUAGGUGUAGCCAGUUGUCAGACUCGGCAUGAAUAAACCGAGGAGAACCGGGCCGGUAUAGCCCCCACCGCUCCUUCGUCACCAUCACCAUCAUCUUAGUCACACCAACGUCUGUCUUGAUUCGCUCGCUGCCUUCGCGUUCCGCUCGUCGGUUUAAUCCACCUCGCGCGCGUUACCACCUGAGAUUGGGAAGAGAGAAAAAAGACCCCGCCAGUGGAGUGUUGUAGCCUCCUCAACCUGAAGCGACACGAGGAAGGGAGCCAGUGCCAGGGCCGUUGGUCAGCAGAGCGACCCUGAGCUGACAUUUCGCCAGAAGCCAUCGUCGUGAUAGCCGACGAUCGGGUCAUCCCCGUCUUUAAGCACGUACGGAAGUGACCAGCUGGUUUUAUUGGUGGAGUGGGGCACAUGCUAUUGAGAUCCUGGAAGCGUGUGGGUGAUUGUGUGUAUGGAUGUUGAACUUCUUCCGCACCACCGUACGUAGCCAACCGUGCCUAUCGUAGGUGCUGGGGAAGGACAACAAACUACACACAAAGCGCAGCUCUAAAGAAACGCGUUUUUCCACGUCGAUUUAAAAGUGCCAUUGCUCCAGUGGCCUCCUCGUAUCGGAAGGAAGAACGGCGUUCCAGACGGCCACCAGAGCGCACCUGGAAGCGCCAGGCGACGCGGUGACCGCCUUUGUCCGAUGGCCAAGCCCAAGAGCCGUCUGCGUGGAUGGCUGGAGUCUGCGUGAUGGUUGGCUGCUGGGUUCACGCGAGUUCACCACAGCACGUUCUAUCCCGACACGUAUUCUCCCAGCCCCCCGCCCCCACCACCCCUCGAUCCCCCACCCCCUGCCACCCCGGACUUCCAAUUCCCCUCUUGAGGACAAUGUCACCACCGUCGUCUCGUCCGCCGUGAUGGAUUCCCCCCCUGAGUGCGGAGUGGCUUGCGAUGAUGAUGUUGACGACGUUGGUGGUGAUGUUGACGAUGGGAUGGAAGACAAGGUCAGGGUGGGACAGCGUGGCGGGAGGGGUGGGGGGGGUCUGUGUUCGUACACGCGCGAUGCUUUGCGCUGGGCUGUUUUGACACAAUCAUCGUGGAUAAAAGGCCGAACUAAAAUCCCCCCCCCCACACAAAAAAACAAUUGACGAUUCAGACGAUGUGAAAGAGCGAUCGCCUCCUCCUCUGGGAAGCACCGCUAAGUCACCCCACGACUAGGCCUGCGCGGUGUAUGACUGACAAUGUGGGGAUGCCUCCAUCCUUGCAGUGGAUGGAGCCUGUGCGGGAGGGUUCAGGAAACCACCCGCGGACGGAACCGGCAGGUGAAGCUUACAAGCGGAGAAGAGCCGCACGCUUAGUUCCAGUCGCUUCGCGUCUUCGUUCCGGUCGCAUGCCCCCCCCCCCACCCCCCUCUUUGCUGUAAGUGUCUCCGCGGGCUCACUUGUUGUUUCGGGGGUUCGGCUUCGUCUAGAAUCCCGCCGUGCCCGCCCGUCGCUGGAGUGCAGCUGCUGUGGUCGGUCCAAUCGAGAGGCGCCGUCUUGAGUUCGGGGGCAGAAAUCACCCCCAAUGAAGCUGUACAGACAUUUUUCGAUUUCGACCACGUUGGGUUUAACGUCUACGCCUCGCCACCACGGGUCUCUGUGACAUCGAUAGAGAAACAUCGACGUGCAAACAGAGACCCGUGGACUGACAUGCACUUUACAUGAUCUGUGGACUUGCAUAGAGACCCAUCGACUCGCGUGCACUUACGUAAUGUAUAGACGCACACAGAUCAACGGAGAUGUACACCCAGACCCGUAGACUCGCAUCGUCAUAGAGCCCCAUGGACUUAAAUAUGGACCCAUAGACUCGCGUACACUUACACGAUAGGCUUACGUAUAGAGGAUCAUCGAUGUACACAGAGACCCGUAGACUGGCGUACACUUACAUGAUCCAUAGACUUGCAUCGAGACAGCAGAUUCGCAUGCACUCCGAUGAUCCAUCUACCUGGAUAUAGGCCCAUACACUAACAAAGCCUUGCAAUAUAGAUCCAUAGAGUUGCAUACACACACAUGAUCCGUAGACGAUGGACUAACAUAGAGACGCAUGGACUUGCUAAGCUCAUUCUCAGCCAAAAAAGUAACUUUGUCGCAUUGGGUUCGGCUUCUCUGAUUUUCCUCUUGUAUGCAUGUAUGUUGAUCUCCUUUCGCGCCGUACGUACUCAAACGUGCUGAUCGGAGGUGCGGUGAAAGGACAACAAACUAAACACAAACAUCAGUUCUAAGGAAAUUAGUUUUCAAUCUAGAUGAUGAUUUUAAAAGUGCAUAUCUCCGGUCACUUCCGACUCUCGCAAGGAAGAAGCGUUCCAGACGGCCGCCGCGCAACGCUGUGAUCAUCUUCGUUCGAUGGUCCAGCCUAAAAAUCCGCCGCUGCGAAGGAUGACCCGGAGUUUGCGUGAGCGGCUUUAUCCUCCCAGACGGGACGUGAACCCGUGACAUUCAGCCUGUGUUGUCGUGGAGUUGCAGCAGCGGCGGCGGCGGCGGCGGUGUCGGCGUGGGUGAAGGGAACCCCGGGAGAACUGGAAUUUCCAAACCACUUCACCUCGAAUGGAGUGUGUUUGAGUCGUUGCCUGUACAAUUAUCGCCCCCAAGUUAUAUAUAUAUUGUAUUGUCGGAACGUGAAAGAUUAAAUGUAAAACGGCG